AUGGUUCGAAUUCAACUCAAUAACCAAAUACUACAAAGGAUCAAUAACUAUCAGUCUCUUGACAAAAUUACACUAACAAUCAAUAAUGUUGAAAUCUCAGUUACCAAGUCAUUUGCAGUUGCAAUUUCUCAAAAUUUUUACUCGCAAUAUCUUUUAGAUAAUAACAUUGCCAAAAUUGAUAUACAAACAGAUAUUAAAUUACAUGAAACAUAUAAUGUAUUAAAAAACAUCCUUCAAUACAAUAAAACCGAAAUUGAGUGCGAUGAAACAGUUUUGAAAGAUCUUUUUAAUAUUGGAAUGUCACUUGAUAUACAAGAACUAACAUAUUUAUACAAAGCUCACAUAAUUGAUCAAAUGAAGUUAGAUAAAGAUAACUGCGUUAAAUUACUUGAAUUCUAUUCAGAUAUUUCAUCAAACGAAAAGAUAACAGAAUGUAUUAAUUUUAUAUCAUCACAUUUCUAUGAAAUUAACACAGACCAACUUAAAUCAAUUUCGAAAAAACAUGGAAUUGACAUUUUUCAAAAGAUCUUUAGUAAUCAAGAACUUGUUGUCAAAGAUGAAGAUUCGUUAGCGAAUUUCAUAAUUUCUCUUUUGCAAGAAAGUACAGAUUUCUAUACUUUAGUUGAAAACAUUCAUUUUGAGCUUUGCAGCGAAAAAACAAUCAACGAUUUCAAAUGUUUAGCCAAUGAAAAUAACUUCCAAAAUAUUGUUAAUUCAUUUGCAGAUUCAUUGAUAAGAUCAAGAAAUCCAAAUUCUAAAGAUAGAUCUAUAAAUGCAUUUGAGACUGUUUCUAAUUACUUCGGAAGUGAAAAUGUUGAAAUGACUGCUUCGUCUUAUGCUAAUGAAUUUCAUGGUGUAAUUAAUAAAUAUAGAAAUGACGCAUGGUUCGAAACAAAUAAUUCUCCUAAUUCAUGGGUUCAGUGGAAGAUAAAGCAAGAUUAUGCAAUUCAGCCAACUGAGUACAAUGUUAGAACCGCGCCUGAUUAUAGAGAAUUGAGAGGCCGUCUUCAAACAUGGAAAGUUGAAGGCACUACUAUUAAUGGAGAUACAAAAGUCAUUCAUGAAGUAAACAACUCACCAUUAAAACAAGGGGAAAUACGAAAAUAUGAAAUUAAAACAAAUGAUGAAUUUAUAUCAUUUAAAUUAACACAAACCGGUAAAAAUGAUAGUAAUGGGGAUUGGCUGCUUCUUGAUGUUUUUGACUUUUCAGGAAAAAUACAUAGCUUAAAAAAAUAA
Molecule: messenger RNA, 1236 nt
Organism: Trichomonas vaginalis G3
Lineage: Eukaryota; Parabasalia; Trichomonadida; Trichomonadidae
Product: protein ubiquitination
Exons: 1
Coding region: 1-1236 (411 amino acids)
Source: RefSeq, a predicted model, not a curated record